This is a messenger RNA of Hemicordylus capensis (graceful crag lizard), 11300 nucleotides long. RefSeq names its product zinc finger protein with KRAB and SCAN domains 8-like. NCBI's taxonomy places the organism in Eukaryota, Metazoa, Chordata, Lepidosauria, Squamata, Cordylidae. The coding region runs from base 851 to 2833 and encodes 660 amino acids. Gene Ontology annotation, biological process: negative regulation of transcription by RNA polymerase II. The record is from RefSeq and is a predicted model, not a curated record. The transcript is spliced from 4 exons. Gene Ontology annotation, molecular function: DNA-binding transcription repressor activity, RNA polymerase II-specific; RNA polymerase II cis-regulatory region sequence-specific DNA binding.
GGCGCCAGGGUCGCUUUGCUGCUAUGCGGCUUACGGUUGGCACAGGGGCUGCCUUCCUUGCCGCCUCCUCCCUGCAAAAAAAGCGCCCACUGGUCCAUAGCUGUGUGCCGAGCCGGGGUUCGGGAGAGGAAGCUCGCAGCUGCUCGCGGCACAGGCGCCCUGCCAGGAAAAGCAGAACCACGACGCGCGGCUGCGAGAGACGCGAGCAGCUGCCGCUGCCUGCCCGAGUCUCAAGCGCUCCUUUGUUCUGGGAUGCCGAGGAGGAGGAGGAGGAGGAGGAGGAGGAGGCGGCGGCCUGAAGGGUUAAACUGACAGAGCUUCGCUUCCCAGAGUGGACCCGCGGAGUCGUGGGAAGAAGAGGUGUGCGCCUGCCCGAGUGGAAAGUCUUUUCUUCUUCCUUCCUUUUGUGGCGCCUGGCCUCGGAUCUCGGCUGCCCUGGGGUGCUCAUUCUUGUGUGAGGGUGGCUGAGAGAGCCGGGCGAGCCAGGCUGGUUGAGUGCCCUGCUGAUCCUGCUCUUCCCGGCAAAGAGUACAUGGAACAUUGAAUACUUGGAAAAACUGAGGUCUUCGAAUGGGAAUCUUUAUUUCCGUUCUUAGAUUUCCUAUUAUUGCCUGUCUGUCUCUUUCCCAGGGGAAGCCCUCCGCCGCCGCCCUUCCUGUGAAACACCUUGUUCGCCUAAAGACCCCAGCUCUCCAACAGCACUGAAAAUGCUCCAUGGGUCUUGUGGGACCAGCCUGGGCAUGGGUAGGUAGCCGACGUCUGGGCCUCUUUUCUGCACUUUCAAUCCAACACAGGCUCUUACCAGCAAGAGGGCGCCUCACACUGAGCUAAAACUAGCCUGAGGGACAAAAUGGCGGCGGAGAAGGGGAGAACACCCAGUCCGGCUCUCCGGCUCCAGGCCCCAUUAGAAGAGGGGAUAAAAGUUGGGGAGCAGCCAGAGGGGGGAGGCCAAGCAGGCCUUGAGCCUGAAGUAGCUUCUGAGAGAGCAGGAAGUGCAUCUCGUAAGUCCAAGGCCAGAAAGGACCAAGAUCUUCUAAAAAAGGAAAGCCCUGAAGAAGUUCUAGGCAAGGCGGGUGAGAAGCAGUCAAAGCAUUUAGAAUCGGACAAGUGCACACAAUUCCCUUGCUUGGGAUGGGGAAACCGCCAGCUCCCAGGGCCUGCACCCUGGAAGAAUCCUAAGGGGUUUCUGGCCUCUUUUGAGGGAGUAGCUGACGUCUACCGGAGGUCCAGAGGACUGUUGGAUCUCCGUGCCGAGACCCAAGGGGACCACAGAAAGACAGAAGCUGGAGAGAGAGAGGAUUAUUGGAAAGUGAGGGGCGAUCCCCCAAGAGAGGACUCAUUCACCGCGGAGGUGCAGCGCACGCUCUUCCGGGAGUUCCGCUACCAGGAGGCCGAGGGGCCCCGCGAGGCCUGCAGCCGCCUCUGGUACCUUUGCCACCGGUGGCUGACCCCAGAGAAACACACCAAGGAGCAGAUCCUGGAGCUGGUGAUCCUGGAGCAGUUCCUGGCCAUCCUGCCAAUGGAGAUCCAGGGCUGGGUCAAGGGGGGUCACCCUCAGUCCUGUGACCAGGCGGUGGCCCUAGCAGAAGAUUUCCUGCUGAGACGGCAAGAAGCUGGGAGACUGGAACGGGAGGGUCCAGCACUGAUCCAGGAGGCGGCUUUGACUCUACCCACAGCUGAUCAGCCUCCAUCCGUCCCUGGAGAGAAGGAGCUUGGUGCGGAGUCCAAGCAGGAAGGGGCAGGCGACACCAGCUCUCAGCCAGAUGAUGAACGGACGGCAGAGAGCAAAGAGGAGAAACCGCAGCCGGAGAAUCCAGAGCCAGUGAAGCUCCAUGGGACAUCCUGGAGAAAGCUUCCUUGGCGCCAAGAGGAUGGAGAACCUUCUGCAAGCCAUGAUGCUGGACCAGAGAAGGGGAGGAAGAACUUCCUAGAACCAAGAGUGGAUGUUUUCUUUCCUUACCUAGGAGACAGCGGAGACCUGAGCCAAACCAUUGUGGUCAAGCGAAGGCGCAGAAGCCGAGGGGAAAAAGUGUGUGGUGUGUGUGGGAGAAGCUUCAGUCGGACCACGGUGCUGGUUGCACAUCAGAGAACCCACACAGGAGAGAAGCCGUUCAUGUGCAAAGAUUGUGGGAAAUGCUUCAGCUUGAAAUCCACCCUGGUUGCGCAUGAAAGAACCCACACGGGAGAGAGACCCUACUCUUGCUCGCAGUGCGGGAAGAGCUUCACCGUCAGCUCAGACCUUACCAGGCACUACAGGAUCCACAUCGGAGAGAAGCCGUUCAACUGCUCGGAGUGUGACAAAACCUUCAGCCGCAAAACGCAGCUUCUCAACCACCACAAAGUCCACACGAGAGAGAAACCCUACAAGUGCUCACAGUGUGGGGAAAGCUUCAGCCGGAGCUCAAGCCUGAUGAUACAUGAGGGUUCCCACACAGGAGAAAAACCCUUUAAAUGCCCGGACUGUGAUAAAUCCUUCAACACAUCCUCCCAGCUUGUCAAGCAUCACCGUGUCCACACAGGAGAGAGGCCGUACACCUGCUCGGAGUGUGGGAAAAGCUUCAGCCAGAGGCAGAUCCUGAUGGUGCACCAGAGAAUCCACACGGGAGAGAAGCCGUUCAAGUGCGCCACUUGUGGGAAAUGCUUCUGUGACCGUGCUGUCCUCAUCAGGCAUCAGAAAGUCCACACGGGGGAAAGGCCACAUCAGUGCACAACUUGUGGGAAAAGCUUUUCUCACCGUGCCGUCUUGGUUAGACAUCAGAAAAUCCACACUCGAGAAGCUCUGAGCAUACUCACGCUGGAAGAGGAGGAGGAACAACCCAACAAAGGCCUGUAAAGACUCAAGACUGUCGCAUAUUUCCUUGACUCUUGGCUACAGAUGACUACUUACUUCAUGGGUACUUACUGCUGCAUCUGUUUAGAGAUGUGGGAAGCCAGCGAUCUGUAGCGUCCUUCUGCCUGAUUUUGGUUGCACCACAAUAGGUUUCCAACACAUUCAUACCAAAACUGAAAUCCAAUGAAGUAGGAGAAUGGUCAAGUUUUCCAUGACUCAUGCCUGGAUGCUACAGGGUCCUGGCUUCUUGCAUACUGGCAUAUCACUGUAAGUUACUAUGGGGUGAUUUACCCUCAGGAAGAACCUUUAUUGCUAGCUCUCAGCGGGAUAGCCAACAUCUGGUGGAGUUAUUGGAAAAGCCAGUGAUACCAGCUGACCUGGGCUGGCAUCCUGACUAAUGCUGUGCUUGUGCAAGGACAUUGCACUAGUGCAAGGCUGUUGCACUAGCUACAUCUGGAGCACGUGUUCCAGACUGGUGUUGCACCAGCAACAAGGUGUGCAAUAAUAAUAAAUAAUAAUAAACUUUGUUAGCCGCCCAUAACAAAUUGUUCUCUGGGCGGUUCACAACAGAGGAUUAAAACAUACAAUAAAACAUAUAACACAUUAAAUCAUAACAGACAAAAAAGGUGGGGAAUGAAUACAAAAUACAAUAUAAAGCAGCUUAAAAACUCAUUUUAAAAUUAGUGAAAAAUCAGAUCAAAUUUGAAAAUCAGAAUUUAAAAGGCCUGAGUUAACAGAAAGGUCUUUACCUGGCAUCUAAAAGAACAAAGUGAUGAAGCCAGGCAAACCUCACUGGGGAGGCUAUUCCAUAAAUGGGCUGCAACCACCAAAAAGGCCCUCCCUGGUAGCCACUCACCUCGCUUCGUUUGGCAGGGGCACCCGGAGGAGGGCUUUCCAAAGCAGGGGUGAACCAAGAUCGGAGUGGGCCUGGAGACGAGAUUUUAAAAUGGGCCCCUCACUGCCUUCCUCUCCUUCUCAUAGCCCCAUGUCUCUACUGCAGAAGAACAUUAAAGACACAAGUAAUAUUGUGUAGCAGAUUUACAGAGGACAGGAGACUACAGUUACAAGGUGUAAACAACAGCAGAACCAAAGAAUACAACAGAAUCAGCUUUGUGAAAUACAAGAGGGCAAUUCAUGCUUGCUACCACAAGACUGGCUCUCCUCCCCUUCUGUGGGUUCCAAAGGAAGCUUCUGUUCCAAGCUUAACAAAUUUUGUCAGGGCUGUAGCAUGGCAGGAUUUUUUUUUAAAAAAAUCCAUUUGGAAAAGGCCAGUGAAGGGGUAUCCAGGCAAACCAGUUUAAAAUUAGCAAACAUUAGCUAGGCUAGCUCCACUCUUCUCCAACCGUCAAGUAUUGUGAGCCAUUCUGGGAGCACAGAACAUUUUUUUGAGAACUUGUUUGGUUGAAAACAAUUGAAUAUAUUUUGAACAACCACGGCAUCAUCAAAGAACCAAUCAAUAAACCUCCUGCCACCAUCCCCUCUUUCCUGUCCACAGAGAGGAAAAUGACUCAUUGAAAGUUGGAAGAAGAUCACUUCAAAUGGGUCAUCAGGACCUAGACAGAAUAAUCCAAUCAUUUAAAAUCAUUUUUUAAAAGUUAAAAAUAGCGCAGGCACAAAUAAUCUCUCUCUCAUUCAUUCACUCACACUCACAUUCUCUCGGGGGAAUCACAAAGCCUCUCUGCCGCUGCCGCUGCUGUCACUCUCCUCCACUCCGACUGACAAAAGGGAAAUUAAGAGUCAUAGAGAACCUGUUUGUGGGGACUGCAGCUCACACUUCUGGUAAGGGGAAUGGAGAGAGGACAAGGACUGGACUUUAGGGAUGUGCACAAACCUGUUCAGAGGCCCUUUUGUGGGCCUCCGAACAGGUUCGAACAUGGGGCUGGUUUGAAGUUCGAUGGGGGGGGGGUGUUUCAGCUUUAAAGGCAGGGGGAGGGUGCACUUACCCCUCCUGCUGCUUCCCCACAACAGCGUCAGUUUUUCAAAAAGCGCAUUGAGGCAGCAGCAUACCUCCCUGCCGCCCCGUUGUAAGUGCACCCUCCGCCCACCCGCCCUUAAAGCGGCACCCCUGCCGCUUUUGAACUACCCAACCGUGGUUCCAUGCACAUCCCUACUGGCCUUGGAGGGGGGGGCCCUCAGAGACCAUGGGCCAAGAGACAUUUGUCUCCCUUUGUCUCAUUAACGGUGUACCCAUGCUCCAAAGAAGAUCGUAAGGUUUACGUUGGGACAUAUGUGGCAACCUAUGGCAAACCUUGUCUCUCUGGCAGGGAACUUGAGCAGAAUAACUUAAGAGUGCAAGUGUGCAUUUUCAAGCACUCUGUGACCUUGCGCAGCUACACCAUCUUCUUGCACUCGUGCAACUUUGGUUGUUGUGCAAGCGCAGCACUAGUCAGGAUGUUGGCCUUGGUGUUUGCAUCUUUAACCUAUGCACUACAAUGAAUGAAAUGUGUACAUGGUAAUAGGGGGUGAGAUGUCUCUCAUUGGCUUCUCACCCCCUAUAGGUAGCGAAAAAGACACUUGUUUUCGUAGUUGAAUUCUACCUUUUGAUGUGUGGCAUACUCUGCGCCUUCCUACUCCCUCAAUGGGGGCUGCCAUUGACCUUGUAUGGUGGUAAUUAGAGAUAAGUGCCUAAUAAUAAUUAGUAAGACUGUCACAAGAAAGUCAUUGAACCAUCUUGAUUGAUUAAGCAAUUAAACCUGCAUAGAUUUGUAUUUAAUAGUUUUUGGAGGGGAAGCCUGCCUGCUUCAUUUCUGGAUGAGGUCUAAGUGUGUUGUAACAGGCAUUUUGGAGACAUUCCACCUCUUCUAAGGUGCCACUUGCCAUCCACAAUUUUGUAAGCAUGAUAUAUUUAUUUUAUUUUAAAAAGAUUUUAGAUACAGGUGGACCUCGGUAUCUGCAGAGGUUCCAUUCUCCGCUACUACUGCGGAUACCGAACCUGAGGAUACUGGAGCAUUAAGUCAAUGGGAAUGGUUUGUGUGUGGGGUGUGUGUGUUGGAUUCCAAGAAGCUGAAGAAAAGGGCAAAAAUCAAACAAAAACACGCCCCCCAAAGUGUGUGUGGAGGGGAAUGCCCUACCAUGCUCCAUGGGUAUCCAUCUGCCCAGCAGUACCCCCCACCCAAGUUCCCAAUGUUUCCAUGAAAAAAUCACCAGGGAGAUGUGUGUGUGUGUGUGUGUGUGUGUGUGUGUGUGUGUGUGAGAGAGAGAGAGAGAGAGAAUGAGAUAUAAAAUGGCUCCUUUUUGUAAAAUGGCAGCCAGAAAUGACCCCCAAGGUCAUUUUCAGUCACCCCCACCCCAUUAAUACAUGAAAUUAACCCUUUGGGGGGGCCAUUUUUAAAACGCUUAUGCCGAGGUCAGGUGUCAAUUGCUCACUGAUACGAAAAUGUUGAAUCCACGGACAGUGAGGUUCUGCUGUACACACAUACACACACACCUGCUAGUCAAUUAAUUUGGCACAUUUAAAUUUCUUAAAAUCUUUUAAAUCGACACCUAAUAGAUUGAUUGCAGCCUUAAUUAUUAGCCUAUCUGUAUGAGGUUUCCAUUAGCAACUAGCAACCUUUCUCUACUGACAAGGCCCAAAAGGUGAAGGGCCUUACAUCUGUGCUCCAAUUCUUUCAUUUCUCAAAGGGCUGCUUCACACGACUACUGGGAAGUCUGGUUACCAGGAAUCUCUGAUUCUCAGGGAGCGCAUACUCCAGUCGGCAUGUGUGAACCCACCCAAGUCCGCUUCCCAAGCCAUCUUGAGUGGGUUUACACAAAACACCCACUGGGAGCACAUACUCCCUGGGAACGAGAGGCUUCCAGCCAAGAGGAUUUCUGGGUGUGAUGUUGGGGGCCCUCCUAAAAGGAUUCAUGCGUAUGUGGACAAAGUCAGGGAACCAUAUGUGCAUAAACUGGUAUGCCUCAAGCAAUCUCUACCGCUAGAACAUCCUCUUAACAGUCUGAAUCUCUGAGCUGGAAGGACUCUGGUGGUGGUUCAGAGCACUCCCUCUAACUCAUAACAAUAUAAUAAUACUUAAUUUAUCAUGGUUGGGGUCGACAUUCUAUAUCAUCUUAUACUCUAAUAAACCAUUUCCUCUCUUUUUCUUUUUAAAAAAAUGAAAUCUUUGAACAAAAUAUCAAGAAUUCUGUUGGACAGUGUGGCAGGACUGGGGCAGAGUUCAUAUAGCAGCUGUGGCAGGGGCCCCUUCCUUUGUGGGGAUCUGGGACAAAUUGCCCCAGUUGCCCCACCCUCUGGGCCGCCCUGGUUCCCAGCAACCAGACUUCCCAGUAGUGACGUGAAGCCACCCAUUAUGAAGAUUCUCUCACCUAGUUGCUAGAGUUCUUCCAUGCUCAAAUCGAAUUGCAUCUUUUUUCCCCCCUUUUGAGAGCUGAUGAGAAAGUUCAUAGUAAUUUCUGUUCUGUGGCCCUUCCCUGCCAUCCUAAACUCCUAUUCAUAUAAGCUGAAAUCAUGCAUAAAUAGCCUUCUAUAAGUCAGUUCUCUAGAGAUGAAGGCAGAAUGCAUUUCCCUGACCCUGGAGAACAGCAAAAUUGAUUGAGAUGUCUUUGUUGAGGGUGGGGGAAAUCCAUCCCCUUUAUGCUACUACUUUGCUAGUGUUGGUUGAAAAAGAAAAGACACUUGUUCACUAAAUAUUUUAGAAUUCAUGGAUAUGUUUUCUAGAUAUGUCUCUCGAGUCUUCAGCCAGUGGAAACAAAACUGUAGCAUCUCACCCCUCGUAGUUCAGCCUAGAAAUGAGCAUUGGUGGUGAAGAAAAUAAUCUUGUCCCGAAACAGAGUGAAACUGAAAGACUUGAUCACAGGAGCCAGAAGGAGGUUGGCUUGCUAAUCCUUGCUAGGAUUUCAUACUGAGCAGGUAUCCAUCCUCAGCUAAAGAGAACUGUCCCAUUGCCCCUUCCUGCAUCUCUAAGAUGGCUGACCCUGGAGCUAUGGCAGACGUUGGGGGUAUUGAAUACACCCUGCAGAAUGGACUGAAACUGUUAAAAGAACCAUUUAGGGACUCUGCGCAGAUGAUGAGCCUCAGAGCAAGCUUGGGCUCAGAGAACUCCCAGUGGGACUUGGAAGAAUAUGGAAGCUUGCUGCUGAAUCUCCCCAACAUUCCAGAGGCAAUCUGCUGAAAGAUCUGCCAGAGACAAUAUAAGAAGUGGAGGGAUUGCCAGUUACUGUUGCUGGACAAAAGGCACCAAGGAACUAUUUUUCAUCACUUUUAAAAAAUCACAGCAAAGAACUCCAAGGGUGUUUGGAAAACUGGAAAGAAUAUGGGAAUCUACAAUUUAAAAACAAAUAAUCCCAAAAGGCCCAGAACGGAACCGGUUGUUAGCUUGGGAUGAGAAUGGCACCGACAUUUAUGCCUUGCUGUAUAGUAAAUGAGUGGCCUAAAUCAGGUUACUCCCACAAUAAUGUCAGGUUCUGUUUUAGUGGUAUGUUAGUUGUUGUUUCCCCCCCGAUUAGCAGAACAGUUAUGUGGAUGUCUUAUUACAGGGCGUCCUGACGGAGAAAGGAGAUUUGGAAACCCAUUUUGUAUUUUGCUUUUUAACUAAAGCCAAGAUUUGAAGAAUCCUACCACGGUCAGUGGCUUUUCUGCACGCUGGCAGAAUUGUAGCAACCAUGGAGUGUUGACAAUGGGAUGAUUCAGGCGGGGCGGUCCUUCUAUGAAGUAAGAUGAGGCGAUUGCCUUAAGAGGCAGAUUGGAGCACCAGUGGAGCAGCAAAAUAUCCCACCAUCCCCUGUUGUGGUACGAUACCUUCUGCCACAGCCACUUGGAAAAAGGGAAGGGGGCAGCAUUUGGCACCUUGCUACAGGUGCAAAGACAUCUUGGUAAGAGUUAAAAGCAGAAAGAUGUGGGAAGUGUUAAAAGCACAGAAUGCAGGUGGUGUUGGAUGAUCGGGGAGAGAAGAGAUCAAGAGUUUGGUAGUGGCUAGGGAUGUGCACAAACUGGUUCGGAAGUGCUUUUCCGGACCUCCAAACCAGUCCAGCAUUCGGGGGGGGUGUUACCUUUAAGGAGCAGGGAGGGUGACCUCCCCCCUCCCACUUUCCCCUCCAGCACUCUCACCAAAAUCGCUGGUGCAGGACAGCAGUGUACCUCCUUGCCACCCUGGUCAGUGUCAAACCAGAAGUGCCCAGUGCACACACCGGCGGGGGAAAUGCGGGGUGGAGGAGUAAGGACACCCUCCCUGCUCCUUAAAGGUAAGCCACGCCAUGCCCCCACUGCCAAAACAGCCGAACACCGGAGCUUGCACAUCCCUAGUAGUGGCAAUUUGCUCGUGACAAGAUGGAGUGAAAUGCUUCCAUUUCCCAUCAAUCUUGAGUCGCAGUUCGUGGUGGAAAUAAGCACCUAGGUCUCCACGAAGAUGCUAAAUUCCACUCAAAAGCAGGAUGUGUUUGCAGUUGUUGGAUUCCAUUCAGCCAUAACCUUCUAUGCACUUGGGAGCCCCUCGGUGGAUUCUGCUGUGCAUUUUGCCGGAUUCAGAGUCCCGCCCAAAUUGCUGAAGCCUCUGCUAGGACUCUGAAAAUCCUAAUUCCAUAGAGGUUUAAAGACUCAGUCUAGACUUUUCCUUGAAUAAAUCUAUAUGUUUUUACCCCAAAGCCUUAUAUUGGGAAGGGAGGUAAAUUGUACAUUACAGUUUACUUAGCUGAUACUCUUCCUGAACUGGCAUUCCCUGCUGAUAAUGACAUGGUUUUAAAGCAGACCCGACUGCUAGGGAAGAGGCGAUGGCCUGCCUUUUGGGGUACCACAAAGGAAUGCAAAUUGUCCAUUAUUUACUUUAUUGUAUUUUUCCUACCAUGCUGGGGAGGGGAUAGGGGGUGCCCUCUGGAUUUUUUUUGCUUGAAGCUCCGGAUUGCCUUGGGUUGUGGUGUGCCCUGGAAUUUCUGUAAAGGCUGUAGGUUGCAUGCUGCCAAUUGGGGCCUUUCCGCUGGCCCUUUGGGGUUAUCCAGGGAGGGCAGUAGGAUAGGCAUGUUCACUACUGCUUCAGUGCAUGCCUGAUGCAUUUGUAGCCAGUGGGCAUGAUAGAACUAUGAUUCCCCAACUGCACAUCCCCUAGCCCCAGAAGGCUCUGUAGGGCUAAUCUGUGCCACAAAGCCUGCAGUCUUCACAGAGCCCCUUCCCUGCUUAAACGUGUGAUAGGGGGCUGCAGGCCUCUGUAAAGGCUGAGCAAGGUGUUCGACCUUGUCAGAAGUGAUCCUGGAGUUGCACCCAUUCUGGAAACGUAGGCAGAAUUCCAGGGAAUUGUUUCAUUUUAAUAUAAGUUAUUCCCUUCACUACUGCCCGCUGAACUGUUAUACUGAUAUAAUGUAGACUUAGUUCUCAUGAAGGCAGUAAACCUGUAUCUGUUUCUGUAAUACUAUAGACUUCGUUGAAGAUUCACCUCUAGGAAUGCCCUAUCGGGGGUGGGGGGGAGGAGGAGAGGAGAAAUCUUACACAUAGAAAAAUAGUCUUGUCAGGGAGUUUUCUACAGGUGAGGAUGCUUGCGCAGAGGAACAUUUAACAGAGUCCCCACUUCCAGUCUCAAGCAGCAGACCCAAGUAUCAGGGAUUUGGCCAAUUCAGGCACUGGCUGGGAGCCCAGGGCCAUAAGGAGGCCCAGAGGCCCUGGUCAGUACUUAUGCAGUGACAGCAGCAGCCCUGCUUUAUUGGCUCCAAACGUUGCUCCAUUCUUGUUAUCCUAGCCAUUCUAAUCCAUUAAUGGGAUUUUUCUCCCAGAGUCCCUUUGUUAUCACACUAGUAGCUGCCAUUUUUUAAAAACCAGUAAUGCAAUACUCUGAGAAGCUGCUGUCAGCCUGUGUCGAUAAUAUUGAGCUAGAUGGACCAACGGUCUGACUCGGUAUAUGGCAGCUUCCUGUGUUCCUAUCAAUCACUGCAUGACAGUGGUGGAGUGAGAAGGCAGGACCAUGGUAUUUUGGGUGGUAAUGAUGAUAAAAUGGUGGCUGCCAGAGUGGCCAGGGCAAAGCACUCCUAGCUGCUCCUGUGUCCUUGUGGUAUAAGGCAUCUUCUUGGGCCUGGAGGGUCACCAGGUCACUUGUCCAAAAGCUCCCUUGAACCUGGACCCUGUGAAACAGAACAGCCCAGUUGGUUUUCCCCAACUCUUUGAGUCUGCAAUAAGGCAAAAGAAGAAUCCUAGAGAUAGAACUCAGCUUGGCUCAGUGUGUGAGACAGAGUAGAUUCAUAGACGUGCUAACCAGUUCGGAGGUUUUGCUACCGCUCUUGAGGGGAAUGCAGACAUAGGGGUAGCUUGAAUGCCUUCAUUAUGAAAGUGUCCAUUUUUGAAAAUGCAAGCAGAACAGCAGUGACUUACUAUACACAGUGUUUCCCACAAGAAGUGUAAUAUCUUAAGUAUAUUUUAACACUGUAUUAUUCACUGUUUGCCUUUAUUCUUUAACUUGUUUUUUCUUCCACCAAUUACUCAGGUGCCUAAUUUCAUCAACAUAUUGUCCUCAUAACUGUCUUAACUUUCCCAUUAAAAAUACUCUCCUUCCCUGCC